AGGUUAAAAUAAUAGCAAUCCAAUGAUAUCUGUACAUCAAACAGUCCUGGUUUUUUUUACAAUCUUUUAAAAAAAUAAAAACUUUUGUUUUCAUGCAAAAAAAAGUUCAUUCAGCAGUCUAUUUUUAACCUAUUAGACUUAAACCUUCUGUUUCAUUUCUCCUUUUACUUUCCCGUUUUUCCCCUCCCCUUUCUUGUCCUUCUCCCCUUCCUCUUCCUCUUCCUCCCUCUCCUCCUCUUCCUCUUCUCCAGGUCCCAUGGUCCACUGUAUAGCUCAGGAUAAACUCAAACUAGCAAUCCUCUUGCUUCACCUCCAGACUGCUGGAAUCACAGACAUGCACCACCAUGCCUGGCUGUUAUAUUUCAUUUUUAAAUUUUAAAUUUUAAGGGCAUUUAAAAUUAAUUUAUAAAUGACAAUCAUAUAGUGUAUAUCUAAAGGAUAAUUGCCAAAAUGAGGAUUUUUUUAGGGGGGUUAAAAAGAACAAGUACAUGCAUAUGUGUAGCUAUGACUCAGCCAAGUUUGUUGCAGAGAACAGAAGCCAUGGUAGCCACUUUAAGCAGGAUGGUACUUACCACAGGGUAUUAGUGGUAUACAGAAUGAUGAGGGAAGGAAAGGGUUGUCGAAACAGACUUUAGGUUCAUGGAUGAACUUUUAAAAACAUCUCCCAGGUCUGCACCACAGAACUGGCGAUUAAGUAAACCUCUGCUUUCUCUGUGGAUCAGGAGACUAUUGUAGGGGUGACCAACUGCACGUUACAUUAUAGGCCAAGUAUGGCUGUCUCCUGUUUAUGUAUGUCCCAUGAACUAUGAUUAGCUUUUGCAUUUUUGAAUAUUUGGAAAAUAUCAAAGAAGAGCAGUGUUUUGUUACAUUUAAAAAUCAAAUACAGUGUCUAUACAUAAUGUUUUACUGGAACACAGUCAAAGUUACUCAUUUGUUUAUUGUGUAUGGUUACUUUCACAUAGCAAUGACAUUGUCAUUGUUAAGAAGUUGCAAUAGAAACCACAUCACAAAGUAUUAACUAUCUUGCCCUUAGCAGAAAAACUUUGCCAGCCUUGCUGUAGAUCAUGUACUCUGUGCCACUUCAGGAAGCUACCCAUCGUGCUGCUUGCCCUGCUGCCAUCCUACAAGUGUGACCACACAGGUAGAUGUAGCAUAUCCUGCCAUGCAGCAACUCUCAGUAGUUCCUGGAUAUUAGGAGCUCUGUGCAAUCCUUCAAUUGAAAAAUGUAUAUGUUACAUAUACAUUUUAUAUGGGGAAGUUGAUUUCUGCCUCCCUUCUGCCUUUCAAAGCUUAGGCAAGUACGUUUGAUGAGUGAAUCUAAAUUGCAAGAAGAACGUAUGUGUGUGAAUCUGGAAAGCUUGCUGUUUUGCCUUAUAGCAUCUGUAAUAUAUGAAAACAUAUUAUAGAAGCAGGGUGGAAUGGAUGUUGGGCCCUAAUCUCCACCACAUUUAUCAUACUUUAACUAUAAGAAUUUGAAACAUGGUCUCUUUGCUUAUACAAUGUUUAACUUUUCCAGAUGUGGUGACUCAAGCCUGUGAUCACAGCUUCGCAGAACACUGAGACAGGAGGAUCACACCUUCAUGACCAACCUAUGCAGCUUAGUUAGACUCUGUCACAAAGUAAAGUAAAACAGAAUCAGCAGUGUCUGUCACCAAGCAGCCAAGAUGAACAUGGUGAAGAGGAUAAUGGGGCGGCCGAGGCAGGAGGAGUGCAGUCCACAGGACAAUGCCUUGGGGCUGAUGCACCUCCGCCGCCUUUUCACUGAGUUGUGCCAUCCUCCCCGGCACAUGACGCAGAAGGAGCAAGAGGAGAAGCUGUACAUGAUGCUGCCAGUGUUCAACAGGGUUUUUGGAAAUGCUCCUCCGAAUACAAUGACAGAAAAAUUUUCUGAUCUUCUGCAGUUCACAACACAAGUCUCACGACUAAUGGUGACAGAAAUUCGAAGGAGAGCAUCAAACAAAUCUACAGAAAAACAGUGUGCCCUGCUGUCCUCCAAGGAUUUCAAAGCCACAACACCUUCAGAGGCUGCCAGUCGGGCCAUAGUUCAGUUCCUGGAGAUUAAUCAGAGUGAAGAAGCCAGCAGAGGCUGGAUGCUUCUGACAACAAUUAACUUGUUGGCAUCCUCUGGUCAGAAAACCGUGGACUGCAUGACAACGAUGUCAGUGCCUUCCACCCUGGUAAAAUGUCUGUAUCUGUUUUUUGACCUUCCACAUGUGCCUGAGGCAGUUGGAGGUGCACAGAACGAGCUACCUCUAGCAGAGCGUCGAGGACUUCUCCAGAAAGUUUUUGUACAGAUCUUAGUAAAGCUCUGCAGUUUUGUUUCUCCGGCAGAGGAGCUGGCUCAGAAAGAUGAUCUCCAGCUUUUAUUCAGUGCAAUAACCUCUUGGUGCCCUCCCUAUAACCUGCCUUGGAGGAAGAGUGCCGGAGAAGUCCUGAUGACCAUAUCUCGUCACGGUCUUAGUGUCAAUGUAGUGAAGUAUAUUCAUGAAAAAGAAUGUUUAUCUACCUGUGUUCAGAAUAUGCAGCAAUCAGAUGACCUGUCUCCCCUGGAAAUUGUUGAAAUGUUUGCUGGGCUUUCUUGUUUCCUCAAAGACUCCAGUGAUGUUUCCCAAACACUUUUGGAUGAUUUUCGGAUAUGGCAAGGAUACAAUUUUCUUUGUGAUCUUUUGCUUAGAUUGGAACAAGCAAAAGAGGCAGAGUCCAAAGAUGCCUUGAAAGAUCUGGUCAACCUGAUAACGUCCCUGACGACGUAUGGUGUCAGUGAUCUCAAGCCAGCUGGCCUUACCACAGGGGCACCCUUUCUGCUGCCCGGGUUUGCAGUGCCUCAGCCUGCGGGUAAAGGUGAGUCCAACCAAUCCCAUCUGAGCCUCCCAGAGCAGACAACCAAUGAAUUUGCUUUUGGUCAAUCUUUGUUUAUGUUACUGCUAUAA
This is a messenger RNA of Castor canadensis (American beaver), 2930 nucleotides long. Lineage: Eukaryota; Metazoa; Chordata; Mammalia; Rodentia; Castoridae. The record is from RefSeq and is a predicted model, not a curated record.